Messenger RNA from Ogataea philodendri, 468 nucleotides. RefSeq lists its product as uncharacterized. Lineage: Eukaryota; Fungi; Ascomycota; Pichiomycetes; Pichiales; Pichiaceae. The transcript is spliced from 2 exons. The record is from RefSeq and is a predicted model, not a curated record. The coding region runs from base 1 to 468 and encodes 155 amino acids.
AUGGACAAAUUAAAGGAGCUUGAUGCUGAAACCUGGCAAGAGAAGGCGGACGAAUAUUCCGCCAAGAUCAAGGAGUUGGAACAAAAAGAUUUGGAGAAAGACAACCAGAUCCAAGCUUUGACCAGAAAGAACCAGGUGUUGGAGGAGGAUUUGGAGAAGGCCGAGUCUGAGCUGAGCGACUUGAAGAAAGUUGCAGGUGACGCUCACCAAUUGAAGGCCGCCAACGACAACUACACCAAGAAACACUCCAUGUUGGAGGAAGAGUUGGAGGCAUCUGACGCCAACUUGAAGGAAACCACCGCCAAGCUGAGAGAGACCGAUGUUCGCGCAGAGACUCUUGAAAAGAAGGUUACGUCUUUGGAAAGUGAAAAGGCUGAUUUGGAGACUAAGUUCGAGGAGUUGGAGGCCAAAUACAAGGCUGCACAACAAGAGUUGGAGUCGAUCAGCGCGCAAUUGGAGGCCAUCUAA